Hyalella azteca is the source of this 430-nucleotide messenger RNA. RefSeq names its product hemicentin-2. The record is from RefSeq and is a predicted model, not a curated record. Lineage: Eukaryota; Metazoa; Arthropoda; Malacostraca; Amphipoda; Hyalellidae.
AUGGCCCCUGGUGCCUCCUUAUCUCACGGAGGGUCUGCAGCGCAUGUCGAGUGGUCUUCUAGAAGACGUCCACGGUGCCGGGGUGCCCACCUGACGCAGCUGCACGUGCCCCGCGUGGCCCUCGUGGGGACCGACGUGCGCCUCACGUGCGACUACGACGAGGCCGUGGGAGGCUCCAAGCUCUACUCCCUCAAGUGGUACAAAGACGACACAGAAAUAUACAGAUACGUGCCCGCCACGGCCCACACAGCUGUGUGUCCUCCGCAGGCGUCUCUGCCUGGAGUGUCUCUGGACUGCUACGGGUCGAGCGACAGGGAGCUGGUGCUGUCGAGCGUGUCGGCGGCCACGUCAGGACUCUACCGCUGCGAGGUCAUCAGCGACCACCCGGACUUUAGGAAGGAGGAACAGUCCGCCCCCCUGAGGGUUGUGC